GUGGAGACGCCAGUGCGCACUGUGUGUGGUAUGAUGAGGAUGCUGAAACCUACCAGGACUUUCCAUGGACAUACAACUACGUGUAGUGUUACCGCAUUCAGCGCAGUCUCGUCAAAAUGAAACCCAAAUGAUGAGCGCCAUGGUGGAGUCGGAACCUGUUGUUUGGAACUUUACGCUCAAAUUAGACAACAGCACGCGCGCUAAUGAGACAGCAGCAGGAUAUCCAGCAGAUGAAUAUUAUAAUAUUGUUCACGUCACGGAAACCAAAAUUCUUCCUGCAUUUAUUGGAUUUUUGUGCUCCACCGGGCUUGUUGGAAAUAUUCUUGUUUUGGUGACUAUUUUAAGAUCUGCCAAAAAGACUGUGCCAGAUGUGUACAUGGGGAACCUGGCUGUGGCCGACCUGGUCCACGUGACUGUCAUGCCGUUCCUGAUUCACCAGUGGGCGCGUGGAGGGCACUGGGUGUUCGGCAACACGCUCUGCACCAUCAUCACCUCUCUUGAUAACUGCAACCAGGUGGCAUGCGCUGCAGUCAUGACCGCUAUGAGUUUAGACAGAUACCUGGCCCUUGUUCAUCCAUUUCGCUUGUUGAGUCUCAGAACCAGAUCCAGGACAAUCCGCAUUAACCUGUUUGUGUGGGCAGCCUCCUUCAUCAUGGUUCUGCCAGCCUGGGUUCAUGCUAAAGUGAUCCGCUUCAGGGACGGUCUUGAGAGCUGUUCCCUUAACCUGGUCUCUCCCAAAGAAGUGCUCUGGUAUACACUCUACCAGACUGUGACCUCCUUCUUCCUGCCAUUACCUCUGAUUCUCAUCUGCUAUAUACUGAUUCUUUGCUACUCCUGGAGAAUGUAUCGCAAGAACAAAAAGGCUCACAGGUAUAACACCACCCUGCCUCGGGAACGUGUGGUCCGCCUCACUAAAAUGGUCCUGGUUCUGGUAGCGGUUUUCCUGGUCAGUGUUGGGCCGUACCACGUGUUGCAGCUAGUUAACUUAAGUGUACCACGCCCCUCAUUAGCGUACCACACCUGCUACUACCUGUCUGUGUGCUUGAGCUAUGCCGCCAGCAGUAUAAACCCCUUCAUCUACAUUCUGCUGAGUGGACACUUCCGCCACAGGCUGGUCUGUCGGGAUGCACCCAGCAUGCCGAGUGUGGAACGGGAAAUCCAGGCCCCCCGCUCCAGUUUUUAAGCUGAAUUCACACUGAAACACACAUAACACUGUAAAUGGAUGAAUCAAUGCAUAAGCCUUUGUUGGUCUUAGGCAAAGUGCACUUGUUUUGGAGAAAGAUUCUUGUUUCUUGUUUUCAAAUCUAAUUGUUGGGAGUGAUUUUAUAAAGGAGGCAUUAGCUGUUUUACAUCUGCAUGUAUGCAUGUCUUGCACUUUUUACAGUAGGCCUGAGUUGUAAAUGUUGCGUUAUUAUUGUUUAAUGUGGUUUUUGGCUCCCUCUACUGCUGAGUUUAAGUAAUUCACUCUACAUUCUAUCUAUCUAUCUAUCUAUCUAUCUAUCUAUCUAUCUAUCUAUCUAUCUAUCUAUCUAUCUAUCUAUCUAUCUAUCUAUCAUUAUGCCUAUAAACCUUAAAAAAAUUUUAAACAAGUCUUUAUUUUGCAAAUGUUUAAAGUUCGUUUUUACAAACUACACUUUUCUUCCUAAAAAUUAAAUGAAAAUGUAUUUAGUCUUGACUUUUCAAUAUUGUUUUUUUCUUUUUUAUCUAUUUCCUUUCAUUUCAAAUUUGAAUUGCAAUUAUGCCAUUCAAAUUGAGAAACUGUAAUUGCAUUCUUAGUUGAAAAUGCAUGUUCGAUUCAAUUCUGAAUGACACACAACCCUGCCUUUAAUUGAAAUUGAAUUAAUGUUUUGAAGGGCAUUUGGCAGUAUCAGGUCGCAUUCAAUUGUGGUCUGCAGUAUUCAUCAUCGGAGAAUACAAUAUAAUAAUAAUUGUUACGUGUAUAAUAAUACGUUACGUGGUUGUCUGUUAUGGUGGUGUAUAUUCCGUUAGGUGUUUUGGUGUUUUUUCCUCUUUGUGUCUCUCUGCUGCUCUACCAGGUGCUUGCUUACACCUGCUGCUCGUUACUGUGAAGAGUCUGCACACUCAACAGAAGCUUGCAGUGACAUUCGAACGAAAGCCUGCCUUCCAGAGUGCUGUGUCCCUUACCUGCCUUCUGCUUGUUGUCCUGUAUAGAGUUGAGACUGUGUAAUUUUCUUACUAAGUUGAGGCUUAUUGUAGCCUGUAUAGAGCGUUACCAUCAGUUCUCAUUGUUGUUACUACCUUAUGCUCAAACGGGCUGGAAGCUGUAGGGAGGUGGGUGCCAGUUUAAUUUUUGGAAUAUGUUUUUCUCCUGUUUUUGGUUAAUGUAGCCUACAUUUCUUUUGUUUUUGUUUUCUUUUGGUAGUUAAAGUAGUUUUACUCCUUAAAUUGUCAGAGGGUACUUUUUGUUUAUUAUUUUGGUAUGCCCCCUCCUGAAGUCUGCUUUGCUUCCUUUCGGUUUGCUUCGUCAAUUAUAUCUUUUGUUAGUAAAUCCCAUAGACUGUAGGUAUCCCUGUUGAGCUGAAAUUGAAUGUGUCUGUCGUGCAGGGCAGGGGACGGGCACACUCCAGUGGCGGCUCAUCGGGGGAGCCACAGCUUCCCCAAAUUUAGAAAAUGGGAGGAGGACGUUUUAAUGUUAAUAAAAUGCACAAUUCAUUUUAGGUCAUAUCUCAGAAUGUGUAUUUUUAUUUAUUUAUUUCAUUUUUUUUUUAUAUUUUUGUUUUAUAAUUUCACAGCUGUAAUACCAUAAAAUGUUACUGAGGUUGGGCGCCACUUUUCUAUCGCUGAUGUAAUUACUACCGCUAAUAAUAGAGAAGGGGAGGAGGAGGCCGGGUCAAAGUGUGUCGUUUUCUGACUAAAAGCAACCAAAAAGCCAUUUUAAAGUGAUAAUAAUAAUAAUAGUAAUAAUCUGCAGGGAUCCCCAGACCUAUACAAUUAGUGUGCCUCUAUUUUAAAACCCACGAACGGAAACUUCUCAUCUCACUUUUUUCUUUCUUUUUUUCUUCUCUCCACAGUUUACUCCCCUAGACAGACCUUACACCUGGGACGUAACCAUAGACUGUAUAAAAACAGGACGUAACAUAAAAAUUGUGUUCAGGGCACAGAAGUAGACCACAUUGUGUCCUUGUACUAUAAUAUUGCCAUGUUUUAUAGUUUCAAGCUUGACUGUAUGUGACGUUUAUAAAAUGUUAUAUUUUAUUAUCUUGUGAAUGUUAUGUUGUUAUGUGGUUAAAAAACCAUCAUACCAGCAAUAUGUUAAGUUCCUAAAGAUUGCUUUGUACUGUACAGAAUGUAUUGAGGCGUGUGAGCAUGUUUCCACUCAUCUUUUGUGAGUGCAUUACCAUUGUUACAAACAAAAAAAUAAUAAUAUUGCUCGGGACAAAAAGUUGCCAUUGUGGAGAAAUGGCAUUUUGGGAUUGUCUGGUGUGAAAGUGGACGUCAUGAUGAAGUAGCUGGCAGCAGUGGUGUAG
Molecule: messenger RNA, 3488 nt
Organism: Cyprinus carpio (common carp)
Lineage: Eukaryota; Metazoa; Chordata; Actinopteri; Cypriniformes; Cyprinidae
Product: melanin-concentrating hormone receptor 2
Biological process (GO): neuropeptide signaling pathway
Cellular component (GO): membrane; neuron projection
Molecular function (GO): neuropeptide binding; G protein-coupled receptor activity
Source: RefSeq, a predicted model, not a curated record